Messenger RNA from Jaminaea rosea, 1270 nucleotides. RefSeq lists its product as hypothetical. Lineage: Eukaryota; Fungi; Basidiomycota; Exobasidiomycetes; Microstromatales. The coding region runs from base 331 to 1008 and encodes 225 amino acids. The record is from RefSeq and is a predicted model, not a curated record. The transcript has a single exon.
CUGCGGUUGUUGCUGUCCGCGGCGCUCGCUGCUGCUGGUGCUAGCGGUGCUACUUCUUGCACAUUGUGUAAGUGCGGACCUGGACCACGCUCGCCCCCUUCGCUCCCAUCGUCCCCGCCCUGGUCACAACUUCCCUCCUCAUCGUCAUGCUGGCAUUCUCAACAUCCUCUCCCCAGCGCCGCUCUUAUCCGCAUCGAGCAAGCGUGACGGCCCUGCCUCAAUCUCCGCAUCCUGCUCGACCUGAUCCGCCAUUUUUGAGCUUACCAGCCAGUUCUGGUACGGCAGAGCCGCCUUGCCGACCUUUUGUCACAGGGAGAGCGCCCCUCUGCAAUGCGAGAGGUGAUCGACUGGAUCCUUGAGCAGGCUGAGAGCUUUCCUGCCGAGGAUCUCUACGCCACCUUGGAGGCAUUGGGACCGCACUCCUCUCUGCUCCAUUACCUCCAUCGCUCCUUCACUCCAAGCAUGCCGGCUCUCAGGUUCAAGGUGCCGACGGGGAAGACACACGCCGAGCUCGACAUGCUGCGCAAGCGCCUACGUCGGCAAGACAGUCGCUCAAGAAUGGUCAGCAUACUGCUGCAGGCCUUCUCAAUCCCGGAGCUCCACUACCAACUGUCGACGAUAACCUCCAGCUUCUACGAGGAGAGUGCGCUGGCCAAGGAUUCUGCGCACACAAACCUCAGGUCGCACUCCCUCGCUCGCAUCUUUGCACGCUGGGCCUUCGGCGACUAUCCGCUGAAGGUAGAGCUGAGCAAGCUGCUCAAGCCACAGGAGCGAAGUCGCAUCAGGCGCCGAAAGGGGAGCUCGCUCAACAAGUCUCACUACUCGAGGAUGACUAGGAAAGCCUACAUUGAUUCACUGGCUAGAAAUUGCAUCACGCGCCUGCGACUAAAGAAGAAGCGGCUGGCGAGGGUGGGUCGCGGAGACGAGGCGGUCAUCCCGACCAGGGCAGCCCUAGGGAACAUCAUCAACAGGAAGCUUACGGAGCAACACGACAAGUGGACGAGGUGAAGGCUGCGCUCCCCCUUCCCCCCCUUCCCCCUCUCCUUACAACCUAUGCCCUCUCCGUCGUCAACGCUACACUCGAGCAAGACGCUGUCAUGGCCUCCUCGCGGCAAUGGGUGGAUAGCCGCUCGGUCCCACGAGCGGUGAACCAACGAUGACAGACCCUUUCCCACUCUUCGCACUCUCAUUCUUGUUCUUCUGCCUCAAUGUCUUCGUAGCUUGCAAUGUAGGCGUUGCGCUUCAUUCUCCCUCUACCUCGUCGAGACUC